This is a messenger RNA of Nelumbo nucifera (sacred lotus), 1302 nucleotides long. RefSeq lists its product as uncharacterized. The record is from RefSeq and is a predicted model, not a curated record. Gene Ontology annotation, cellular component: eukaryotic translation initiation factor 3 complex; cytoplasm. Gene Ontology annotation, molecular function: translation initiation factor activity. Lineage: Eukaryota; Viridiplantae; Streptophyta; Magnoliopsida; Proteales; Nelumbonaceae.
CUCAGCCCACGCUUGACGAAAUCCGCUUACGAACACAUCUACCUAAGCAGUGUCUCCUUCAGCCUUCUUUGGUUUCAGUCGAUUUUCUGGGAUUUGAGGUGCACUGGUGGAGAAUUCUUGGCUUUUCCAUUUCACAUUUACAAUAUUCAGCUAUCCUAUUUUCUAUAUUGUCAUUACCAAAAGUUAUUGCCUAGGCAACAAGAUAUAUGGCCCGUGCAGGAACCAUAACUUGUUUUAUUCAGACAUUUAGGCAAUAGUUCAGUGCAUUGAAUAACUUAAGAGUGCAAGCAAGAUGGAGGACUGGGAGGAUGAGCCAGUUCCACCUGUUCUCAGAAAGGAGCAACCUAAGAACUUAUGGGAUGAUGAAGAUGUAGAUGACAGUGAUGUGAAGGAUUCUUGGGAGGAUGAAGAUGAGCCCACACCGGCACCUGCUCCAGAACCUCCUGCAAAUAAGAUCCCAAACAAACCAACAGCUAAAGUCAGUGAAAAAAAGGGAAAAACUACAGAAGUAAAAGUCCAAGAGGCCCUGGAUCCUGUUGCUGAAAAGCUUCGCCAACAAAGACUUGUUGAAGAAGCGGACUAUAAAUCCACUACAGAACUUUUUGCAAAGAGAGGUGAUGAGAAGACACUUGAUAAUUUCAUUCCUAAAUCUGAGAGUGACUUCUUAGAGUAUGCAGAGCUUGUUUCAUAUAAACUCCAACCAUAUGAGAAGAGCUUCCAUUACAUAACCCUACUCAAAACGGUAUUGAGACUCUCAAUGACUGCUCUGAAAGCAGCAGAUGCAAAGGAAGUUGCAUCAUCAAUCACAGCGAUUGCAAAUGAAAAGCUUAAGGCAGAGAAAGAAGCUAAUGCGGGUAAAAAGAAGACAGGUGCCAAGAAGAAACAGCUUCAUGUUGAGAAGCAAGAUGAUGAUGUUAUAGUUGAUACUUAUGAUGCCCUAGAUGAUUAUGAUUUCAUGUAAGUGCUUGUAGGAAUUGUACCUUUUCUAUAUUUUCAACUGUAGAUUGGGAUACAACAGUUCCAUUUAUAAGCCAAAGAAGCAGAUGGGAAUCCAAAGGCCUUGUGUCCCUUGACCACUCUCCAAUUCCUGAAGAUCAAUUUGAGUGUGUUCUGAUUUGCGGUUUGUUAAAUAAGACAAAGAGGGUCUUGGGUUAUUAUUGUUUGGCGGUCAGUUUCUUUUUCAUGUUUAGUUACUUGAUCUACAUGUUUUUUUUACAGUAUGAUGUGUCAUGUAUGGACCAGAUAUAUCAAAUAUUACAUUACAGAUUUAGAAGUAUUCAGCACUGAAUGUGUUCUCUCUCU